This is a messenger RNA of Lachancea thermotolerans CBS 6340, 1596 nucleotides long. It is a transcript of the gene AMA1, whose product is annotated as Ama1p. Gene Ontology annotation, molecular function: anaphase-promoting complex binding; protein binding; ubiquitin ligase activator activity. Bases 1 to 1596 code for a protein of 531 amino acids. Gene Ontology annotation, cellular component: anaphase-promoting complex. The record is from RefSeq and is a predicted model, not a curated record. Gene Ontology annotation, biological process: anaphase-promoting complex-dependent catabolic process; positive regulation of ubiquitin protein ligase activity; positive regulation of anaphase-promoting complex-dependent catabolic process. NCBI's taxonomy places the organism in Eukaryota, Fungi, Ascomycota, Saccharomycetes, Saccharomycetales, Saccharomycetaceae. The transcript has 2 exons.
AUGCAUAAAAAAGGGCAGAAAAGUACCAAAGGUACCGAGCGCCAUACUAAGAUCCGAACAGGUAGCGACAAAGCGGCAUUUAUAACUCCCAAGCGCGUUAGGGGAGGCAAUACGGAUGGCCGCUCUUGCGACAUUACGGACCGGUUUAUCCCACAGCUGGCGUCCGGAAGUGCUUUCCGCGCAGCUCAAAGGCUGAAAACACUUGACUUUGAUAGUACAGAGCAUGUUCUCGAAGCUUCCCCUUCACCAUCGCAUCUCAGUAUGCCAGGGUUCUUCACCGAUCUCCGAACAACCCGACAUUAUAAUUCUGUUGUUCCCAGUAAUACGCAACCUCCCAGCAGCAAAGAAGACGCAAGCGUUGGCGAUUUCCAGAAGCUUUACCGUAGGUACGUGGCUGAUGCUUUGGGGUUCCAAUCAACAGAGAGGGUUUACCAAUUUUCGCCUUUGGAAGCCGCUGUUGCCGCUAGCUUAACAAAAACAAACACAAUUGCGACAAAGUAUAGUGCAAACCACUCUAGAGUCGACCCUCUACUGUCAGUACUCUGUCCGCGUUUGGUUCUACCGUACUUGGCUUCCCAAGCUUUUUCACAUAGUUUGAGAACAAGAAGCCUCGUCCCCGCAUUUCAGAGGCCUGCCACAAGAGCCAAGUCAUACACUCCAUUCCGAGUGCUUGAUGCGCCUUCGCUAAGGAAUGAUUUCUACUCUAAUCUUGUAUCAUGGUCUCCAAAGACGGGAAACAUAGCAGUUGGACUAGGCUGCGCGGUCUAUUUAUGGUCUGACACAAGGGGCGCAGUAAACGUUCUUCACUACUCAUAUCUGCAGCUAAGAAACGACUUUGUGACUUGUGUGUCAUUUUCACCCUUUGAAAGGUACUUGUUAGUGGGCACUAAACAGGGAAGGCUCCUUCUAUAUGAUCAGGUUGAGGACGAAGAACCUUCCGACGAGGGCGGCUACAAACCUCUUAGUGUGAGUUCUGACAGAAGCCUACAAGGAAUAUGCUGUCUUUCAAUCAACGGAACAGCCACUCAGUUAGCGGUCGGAGGAAACGACAACUCCUGCACAAUAUGGGAUAUUUCUGACCUCAAAAAUCCCCGAAUGGAGUUUUUGCUUCCACACAAAGCAGCUGUGAAGGCAGUGGCAUUCUGUCCCUGGUCUCGGUCACUGCUGGCCACCGGCGGAGGAAGUAAGGACCGAAAUAUCAGAUUUUGGCACACUCGAUCAGGCACACUUAUGAAAGAAACAAAAGCGCCAGGCCAGAUAACAUCGCUCAUAUGGUCCCUGAGGCAAAAACAGAUAGUUGCAACCUUCGGUUUCGGUGAUGUGGAGAAGCCGACUCUGGUCUCGGUGUACUCGUAUCCAGCAAUGACACCGACUAUCGAGGUGCACUCAAGCACGUCUCUUCGAGUAUUGAGUGCUGCAGCAUCGCCUGAUCAUAGUUCCAUAUGUGUUGCCACAAACGAUGAAACAGUUCGAUUUUAUGAGCUGUGGAACCUCCAAGAUUGUCCCAUUUUCGAGGCACAGGAACGAGGAAUAUACGGAAGCGAUCUAAUAGAGUACACGGAAGGCAUUCAUAAAAACCGGGAAUUAAUCAGAUAA